UGUGUGCUUCCUUUGGUGUGGUUGUGUGCUUGGGGGUGAUGUUGUGCAUCUAUCCGCGGCCAGCAAAAAGCAAAGAGCUCCAUCGUUGCAAUAUGUUCGCCAGAAAAAGGCAAACCACGAAGCAAUAGAGAGUUUCGUGCUGCGUAUCCCGCACGUGUGCGAGUGUAGGUGCGUGUGUUUGUGCUGGUUGUGUGUAAUCUCUUGUGCCCCAGCUCGAAAUCACCCCACAGUGCCAAAGGGGGUUGCAAAUUGAAGAUGUAGAUGCUGUAUCGGGAAGAAAGAAAACCAAUCACAUCAGCAAAACCCACGGGGAGGGAGUGUUGGCAGCGUUGUUGUUGUUGAUUUUUGUCCCCCCCCAAAAGAUUCAUUGCACUUGCGAAAAAGUGCAAUUUCAGGUGCAAUCAGAGCGUGUGUGGGUGUGUGCGUGUGUGUGUGGCUGCGUGUUUUGUGUUGUGAAUAGUGAAGAUUUGUGCCCUUGUGUGUACCUGGUGUUUCUUUACGUAAAAAAAGCAAUCAUUCAAAGAGCUUCUCCAGAUCGAUCGUGUGAGGCUGUGGGCGCGUCUUAAAAGAGCUGUAAUCUGCCCUGCGAUUGUUUCACGCUUGUGCCAGGUGUGUCAGUGUGUGCGUGUGUGGAUUUGGGAGCUAGUACAUACGCUACUACCAAUCCCAAGUGUGUAGUACGUAGCUCUGUGCCCACUGACUCUCCCUCCCCAUUUAAUUUCCCGGGGAGGCCCUUCGGAGUGACAUGAACUCGCGAAUCAAGGAGGAUGUCAGCCGACUGUUUGAGUUCUGGUGCGAAAUUGCUCCGGGUACGGGCGACGACUCUGCGCCGGGUCACAUCGUGGAAAGCUUCCCGGAGUCGUUCAAGGAUGCGAAGGUUACCACCGACAUUCCUGCGUUUGCGUUUCCGUGUGCGUUUGAAAGUCGCACCAUCCAAGUCCACUCGUUCGUGCUGACCAACAUUGACUCGAAAUGGCGGUUCGGGUUCUGCCGGCACGAUCCAAAAUCACCCACAGCGAUGGUGAUUAUUACGUACCUUCCGUGGCACGAUACGUUCAUGCGCUUUCUGAACGUACUGGCCGAUAUCCGGAAGAACCGACCGAACGAGUUUGCAUCGUUUCUAGCGGAAUCGUACAACAAGGGUGUACCGGAACCGGGCGCCUGCCUGAAGCUACACUACGAUCGAGCGUCCCAAACGUUCCUAUUCCAAAGACCUCAACAGUUCCAGCUUCCCAGUAUUCCGGAGAAUCACAAUCUCAAUCAAUACUACAACUUUGUGGAACCAAAAUUCAUGAUAGGCAUAUUCGCCGCUAUGCUGGCAGAGCGGCGCAUCAUCUUUGUUUCCCGGCGGCUCGACAUCCUCUCGUCGUGCGUACAGGCGGCGAACGCUUUCCUCUAUCCGAUGGUUUGGCAGCACAUCUUCAUACCGGUGCUGCCGAUGCAGAUGAAGGACAUACUGGCCGCACCGAUGCCGUUCCUGAUCGGCGUACCGGAGGCGGUGUACGAAACGUUACGGCGGGAGGAAAUUGGGGACGUCGUUAUACUGAACUGUGAUAAACGAACGCAGGAAACACCGUUCGACGAUGUGAAAAGUAUGCCCCAGGAAUUGGUGAGCUCGCUCAAGAAACAGCUCUCCAACCAGGCCGAUCAUCGGGGCGAUCGGGUUUCAAAGAUAUUUCUAGGUAUUCUAGUGCAAUUAAUUGGUGGAUAUCGGGAUGCUGUAAAGUUCAACGAUAAAAUUACCUUCGAUCCGGAAACGUUCAUCGAGUCCCGACCGUCGCAUUUACGACCGUUUCUGGAUAAAAUGCUUGAUUUGCAGAUUUUCCAACAGUUUAUCGAAGAACGCUUGGAUAUGCUAAACACUGGUCAGGGAUUUUCGGACGAGUUCGAGGUGGAGUACUUCCGGUACGCGGAAAAGUCGGGCCGAAAGACGAAACAGUACAAGGAUUUGCUGAAGAACUUCAAGGAUAAGACUAAUCCAGCAGUACGUUCGGCCGUCAAAUCGGUCAAGGAAGGUGGCAAAGGUGUGAAGACUGCUUACAAGGGCUUACGGUCGAAGUUUCGUGAAACGACCCCACCGAAAACGAAGCUCGAUAGCAGCAGCAGUAUGCAUCUGCACCACCAGUACGAUGUCGGUGGACACCAUCAGUCUGCGCCAAACUCGCCCGUCUUUAACAAGCGUCCGCAGACGAUCGCAUUGCCGGAUGACGUUUACCACACGCACAACCCGCACCAAAUGCUUACGCCAUCGUCAACCUCGCUACACAACUCCCCACAUAUCCUGCUGGGCAGCCACCAUCAUCAUCUGCAUCAGUCGCUUCCGCAAAGCAAUGGGGGCGUCGGUGGUGGCAGCAGUGCCGGUAACAGCAGUAGUGCCGGUUAUCAUAGCGCCUCGGCGGCGAUGACCCGCAGCGGUAGCAGUGCUGCUGGCAGCACAAGCCACAUGAACAACAACAAUCACAGCUAUGCCAACAGCAAUAACAAUAACAACCAUAUGACCAGCAGCAGUGCGAGCGACAUACGCAGCCCAACGCUAAGUCCCACCAGCUCGAACUCAUCGUCGGAGAUGAACCUGUGGCAGGAGAUGCAGCAUCAUCUGACGCUGUUCAAAUCGCCCGCUGUGAAUCGGAAUCUCAAGCCAACGAACAGUGCGGAAGGCGGGAACGCCGGCAGUCGGCCAUCAUCCCGGGCGGGAGCACCGGUCAGUCCACCGGGUGGCAGUAUUAACGCUCUACCUCGCAUACAGGAGUCGGUGGCAGUCGGUGCGCAACCGCUGCUAAGCCUGGAGCUCGAUAAUGCGCGACAGCAGCACACCGGGCGGCCAUGCAAUAGCUGCAACAACAAUGGCAGCGGCGACUACCACAACGACGACGAUCAGACAAACUUCGAUCUCUCACCGGAUGCACCGUGUCCACCGAUACCGCCGAGGCGCUUCCAGUCGGCGGCCGACGCCCUGGCCGCCAUUCAGAUUUCUCCCCCACCCAUGUCACCUCCGUCGUCUUCCUCGUCGAACUCAUCGCCCUAUCGUACCUACAAUAACUUUAUACCUACCGCCGUACCGAAGGCGAAGCCACCGAUUGCUGUUCCCUCCGGUACGGCUUCCCCGUCGACCAUCGAUCAGUCACCUCCCUUACCUUCCCCUCCGCCUCCACCGCCUUUGAAGGCGCAGGCCGAUGCGGCCAGCCGGCGCAACGACAUCCUCCAGUUCGACGACGAGGAGGAGCAACUGAUCACGCUUACCACGACGACGACGACGGCGGUCGGUGGAUAUGCGGGUACGGCGACCACGACCACCACCAGCAUGUCCAUGACGUUCGGUCAGCCAGUGGUCCGCAAGCAUGUGCUCGAUCCCGCGUCCAAUAGCACAACGCACAGCAACCACAUCCUACCGCUGCUGCUGCCCCAAACGCAACACCCGAGACAGCAACCGAUCGUACAAAGCGUAGCAGCAGCAGCAUCAACAGCAGCAACAGCAGGCAAAACGCCACCAUUGCAGCACGCCUAUACCUUGCCACAUCCACCGAAAGCGCAAGCGCCCCAGCCACCGCAACGGCCACCGCUUGCGCCGAAGCCCACCUUCCGCAAAGAGUCUCAAAACGGUGACACACCCGAUUUCCCUGCGUCCACAUCCGGAGCCACCACCGGAAGCACAACUCCACCGGUGAACGAAGAAUCCCUAGAUCUAAUCACGCUGGAUACCACCAACUCGAGCUUCGAGCUGGAGGACUUCGAUCCGCUCAAUGAGCGGGCCAAACCAAUCGGUACGGGUGGCCCGGCCGGCACCUCGCAUGCGACCCCCAGCUCAGCACUAACACCCUCCAGCUAUCCGUCUGGCUUGGCAAAUGCAUCCGGCGUAACGAUGCCGACGGCGUCCUUUCCCUCGACCAGCCUGAGCGUUAAUAAUCCGGUCUAUCCUUACUUUACACCGCUUUACCAACAAAACGUCGCCGUGUCUUCGCACCCUGCUCAUCAUCAACCUCACCAACCACACAACCACCGGGCACUAGGGAUGGGAAGCGAUGGACAAUCACUACCGCAGCGUUCGUACAGCAGCGUCGGGGAGCGCACCGGCGCGUCCAACGGUGCUGGUACUGGUGCCAGUGCGCGGGAAAGUAAUGUCUCGGAUGAUUUCGAACUGUUGCGAAACUAUGGUCUAGAUAAAUUCUCACUGCUGGACAGUGGUAGCACAAAGCCAACGACACUGCACGUUAACGGGAGCACCGGUAAAGCCGAGCAACAGAACACGACCAAUUUUCUUCAUAAUGCGCAGGUUCCGAAUGGUGGCCGCCAGCUCGGCGGUUGCAAUGGUAGCAAAUACCCGCCGAUGAAUAGCAGCAGCGGCCAGCCGAAAUCAACCUUUAGCAACUGGACGACGUUCGAUUGAUCAUGGUCAGCGUUAAGCGAGCUUGUGCCAGCUGCCUAGGCGACGAUAAUUAAAUAAAACUAGUUUCUCAGCACAUGCACACAGGAGAAACUCAAAAUCGAAAUUAUAUCACACAUUCCAACAACAGGAAUGGUGGUCACUUAAUACGCUGCAAAUAUUAAACAUUCAAUGAAUACAAGGAUUAGGGCGCGCAUAAAACUAAUCCGGAUGCAUCAAUGCUUAGGCCAUAUUAAAAGUUUAAUCAGUUAUCAUACAGCGAACUAG
This is a messenger RNA of Anopheles moucheti, 4648 nucleotides long. RefSeq names its product DENN domain-containing protein 1B-like. Gene Ontology annotation, cellular component: cytosol; intracellular membrane-bounded organelle. NCBI's taxonomy places the organism in Eukaryota, Metazoa, Arthropoda, Insecta, Diptera, Culicidae. Gene Ontology annotation, biological process: endocytic recycling; endocytosis. Gene Ontology annotation, molecular function: guanyl-nucleotide exchange factor activity; phosphatidylinositol phosphate binding. The record is from RefSeq and is a predicted model, not a curated record. Bases 746 to 4384 code for a protein of 1212 amino acids. The transcript has 10 exons.